CUCCCUGGCGGUGUUGCGUGGCGGAGGGAUACAUUUCACCCACAGCAGCGAGAACAAACAACAUCACUGCGCCCCUUAAACCGCUUCCGCCGGGACCACUCUCUCUCUCUCCCUCUCUCUCUCCCUCUCUCUCUCUGCUCUACAGACAUGGCUGAUCAGCUGACAGAGGAACAAAUCGCAGAGUUUAAGGAGGCGUUCUCGCUGUUCGAUAAGGACGGAGACGGCACCAUCACCACUAAAGAGCUCGGGACGGUGAUGCGCUCUCUGGGACAGAACCCCACUGAGGCUGAGCUGCAGGACAUGAUCAACGAGGUGGACGCUGACGGUAACGGAACAAUCGACUUCCCCGAGUUCUUGACCAUGAUGGCCAGAAAGAUGAAGGACACAGACAGCGAGGAGGAGAUCCGCGAGGCCUUCCGGGUGUUCGAUAAGGAUGGAAAUGGCUACAUCAGCGCUGCAGAACUGCGUCACGUCAUGACGAACCUCGGCGAGAAGCUCACAGACGAGGAAGUGGAUGAGAUGAUCAGAGAAGCCGAUAUCGACGGAGACGGUCAGGUGAACUACGAAGAAUUUGUACAGAUGAUGACCGCGAAGUGAAGCUUCCUGUCAUCUUAGAAGAAAAAAAGUUUUAUUUACCUCUUAUGGAAAAAAAUCUAGUUAUUGAGAAUUGUUUCUGUACAGAGAACGAUUGAAUGUUGAAAUUAAAAUAUCUUCCUUCUGUCCACACGGAUAUAAAAUCAGAAAAUCUGCAUGAAACAGUUAGUGCUCCCUCCCUGCAGCUCCACACUCUGUGAUUAAAGAAAUAAAUACCGGACCUCCAGCUUCCUACCUACACACGCAGCACAUGUAAAGCUCGGGUGAUGUGGUGAUCUCAUUUCUCUCCGUUUUCUCUUCUUCCUGCAUGCAGAGUGAGAAUGAACGUGAUGUACCCGACUUUUUAUAUAUCGAGACAAACAGCCACCGAUGUUAGGCAUGUGCUGAUAUUAAACUUAUACAUUUCUUACAAUAAUUACGUAAUAUAUUAGUCACAACAAAAAAAUUAACAGUAUAUUAACAAUUGGACAUAAAGAAAUCAAGAUCUUUUUAAAAUUUCAACAACAAAACGUGAGGAAAGUCUUUAAAAAAGUAUUGCAUGUUAAAUAUUUCAGUUUCUUUUUUUUUUUUUUAAUUAUUAGCACAUGCCUACUGAAUACCAGCUGAGGGAAAGGGACUGUUACUAUAUGGUCAGAAAUAAAAUAAAUAAAUAAAUAAAACUAGGUUAAAAAGUCUUAAACAUUUGGCAUGAUUUAGGUUUCAGUGAAUUUUUUUAAAGGGUUUUGUGUUCAUUUUUGCUUGGAUGGCUCUCUUCCACUGUGGAGGAGGAACGCAUGCGUAAUAUUAUUAUUAUUAUUAUUAUUAUUAUUAUUAUUAUUAUUAGAGAAUUUGCUGAGUUCAGUUUACAUCCAUUCCAGUUGUACAUGCUACUCUUUUUUUGCUCUCUUGGGUUUUU
Pangasianodon hypophthalmus (striped catfish) is the source of this 1489-nucleotide messenger RNA. It is a transcript of the gene calm1b, whose product is annotated as calmodulin 1b. NCBI's taxonomy places the organism in Eukaryota, Metazoa, Chordata, Actinopteri, Siluriformes, Pangasiidae. The record is from RefSeq and is a predicted model, not a curated record. The transcript has 6 exons. Bases 148 to 597 code for a protein of 149 amino acids. Gene Ontology annotation, molecular function: calcium ion binding.